Thlaspi arvense is the source of this 906-nucleotide messenger RNA. NCBI's taxonomy places the organism in Eukaryota, Viridiplantae, Streptophyta, Magnoliopsida, Brassicales, Brassicaceae. The record is from the annotation of a GenBank genome assembly.
AUACCGAGAGGGAAGUCAGAUAAAUGGGUUAGUUUCACGGAUGCCAUGGAGUUUGAUCUGUUUCUAGGGAAUUCGUUGGUUUCGAUGUACUCUAAGCUUGGACAUAUCUCUGAAGCUUAUAAACUUUUCGAGAAGAUGCUGAGCAAAGACAUGGUAUCUUGGACAGAUAUGAUCAAAGGGCUUUCUGGAUAUUAUGAGGAGGCGAUUUGCUGGUUUCGUAAGAUGCUCCGGGAAGAAGUUUGUCCAAAUUCUUACACUUUCAGUAGUGUCCUCAGCGCAACAGCUAGUUUGGCGGCAUUGAUCGAAGGACUACAAAUCCAUACUAGAGUUGUGAAGAUGAACAUCGAGAAUGACUUGUCAGUUCAGAAUUCGUUGGUAUCGAUGUAUUCCAAAUGUGGCAACACGAAUGAUGCUUACAGGAUCUUCUCGUGCAUCAACGAGCCUAAUAUUGUUUCUUACAACACGAUGAUCAGCGGGUUUUCUUAUAAUGCGUGUGGCGGUUUCAUUCUUGCGUUUGCUUUAAUGUCGUGUUGCCUGGGGAAGGAGAAGGAAACAUUACCUACGAAUAAUCCCAACAUCCAGAGAAGUAGAGCAGGUGUAACAAGCACCAAUGGUGACUUCUUGUUUUAUCCAGCGGCUGCAUCUCUCCCUACGGUCUCUAGUUCCGGCUAUUGCGGCCACCAUCACGGCGGCGGACAUCAUAGUGGUGUUGGUGGAGGCAGAGCCGUGCCAAAGGUCGUAGGCGAAGGUUUCUUUAACUCCUUCGUAGGCACGGCCCUGGGUGGAGGAGGAUGUGGCGGCGGCGGCGGACAUCAUGGGGGUGGUGGAGGAGGAUGUGGUGGCAGCGGAGGCGGUGGAGGGUGUGGUGGUGGUGGUGGUGGCGGUGGUGGUGGCGGAUGUAACUAG